Molecule: messenger RNA, 1369 nt
Organism: Hypanus sabinus (Atlantic stingray)
Lineage: Eukaryota; Metazoa; Chordata; Chondrichthyes; Myliobatiformes; Dasyatidae
Product: zinc finger protein 235-like
Exons: 1
Coding region: 214-1266 (350 amino acids)
Source: RefSeq, a predicted model, not a curated record
GUUCAGACAGUGGGAAUGGAUUCACUCAGUCAUCUCAACUGAAGGUACAUCAGCAAGUUCACACUGGACAAGGCCAUUUUCCUGUUUUGUGUGUAAUAAAGAAUUCAGUUGGUUUUCCCACCUGUGGACACACCAGUCAGUUCACACCACACCGAGCAGAUGUUGUUCAUCUGCUGAAUUUAUGGGAAAGUAUUCACUCGGUCAUCUGACCUAAUGGCUCACCAGCGAGUUCACACCAAGGAGCGGCUGUUCACCUGCUCCAUCUGUGAGAAGAGAUUCAGUAACUCUUCAACCCUAUGGAAACACCAGCGAAUUCACAAUGGGGAGAAGCCGUUCCCCUGCGCAGUCUGUGGGAAGAGAUUCAUUGACUCAUCCAGCCGACAGAAACAUCAGCGAGUUCAUACCGGGGAGAAGCCGUUCACCUGCUCAGAAUGUGGGAAACGAUUCACUCAGUCAUCCCACCUUCAGAGUCAUCAGCGAGUUCACACUGGGAAGAAGCCAUUCACCUGCUCAGAAUGUGGGAAACGAUUCACUCGGUCAUUCUACCUACUUGAACACCUGCGAGUUCACACUGGGGAGAGGCCAUUCACCUGCUCAGACUGUGGGAAGGGAUUCACUCAGUUAUCCAACCUACAGAGUCAUCAGCGAGUUCACACUGGGGAGAAGCCGUUCACCUGCUCAGUCUGUGGGAAAAGAUUCACACAGUCAUCUCACCUACAGAGACAUCAGCGAGUUCAUACUGGGGAGAAGCCGUUCACCUGCUCAGUCUGUGGGAAGAGAUUCACUCAGUCAUCUCAUCUGCAGAGACAUGAGCGAGUUCACACUGGGGAGAAGCCAUCCACCUGCUCAGUCUGUGGGAAGAGAUUCAUUUAUUUAUCCCACCUGCAGAUACAUCAGCGAGUCCACAGUGGAGAGAAGCCGUUCACCUGCUUGGUCUGUGGGAAGAGACUCACUCAUUUAUCCAGCUUACAGAUUCAUCAGCGAGCUCACACUGGGGAGAGGCCAUUCACUUGCUCAGUCUGUGGGAAGGGAUUCACUCGGUCAUCCACCCUACAGAGUCAUCAGCGAGUUCACACUGGGGAGAAGCCAUUCACCUGCUCAGAAUGUGGGAAGAGAUUCACUCAGUCAUCCACUCUACAGAGACAUCAGCGAGUUCACUCUGGGGAGAAGCCAUUCAGCUGCUCAGAAUGUGGGAAAGGAUACACUCAGUCAUCCGAACUACUGGCACACCAGUCAGUUCACAAUGGGGAGGAGCCGUUGUUAUGAAUCCCUAAGUUUUGUUUGUUGUGGACUGUCAUUUUAAGUGAGAGGGAUUGAUUAUAAGGCGUAUCAGUCUGACUUGCAGCUUGUUUAGUUUUCUUUCUUUGUC